This is a messenger RNA of Lethenteron reissneri (Far Eastern brook lamprey), 4897 nucleotides long. Its product is annotated as myelin protein zero-like protein 1. NCBI's taxonomy places the organism in Eukaryota, Metazoa, Chordata, Hyperoartia, Petromyzontiformes, Petromyzontidae. The record is from RefSeq and is a predicted model, not a curated record. Gene Ontology annotation, cellular component: membrane.
CACUCACACAGAGGUGACAGCCACACACACACACUCACUCACACACACUCACUCACACACACUCACACACAGAGGUGACAGCCGCACACACACACUCACACACUCACACGCAGAGGUGACAACCACACACACAUACUCACACACACACACUCACACACAAAGGUGACAGCCACACACACACACGCGGUGCCACUGAACGCGUGCAUCGAAUCAUCAUCGGUCACUCCACGGACCUGUGACUUGGGCUAACAAAUAAUUCCUGUUCUACGUUCGUCAAGAAAUGGCCCUGAUAUCUACACUUGGAAGAACAACAACAAUGUUCAUGAUAAAAAUAGCAUUAUUUGGAAUGAUGCUCGCUGGCAGUGCGGGGGUUGGGAACGGCUUGGAGUCCGAAGCGCAGCGCCAAGAGCUGAUGGUCGUCACCCCAGAGAAAAUGAACGCUGUAGCAGGCAGCACGAUUCUCCUACCCUGCUCCUACACCUGUACAAUCAGCGGCGUUACUCACACACUGGCGGAGUGGUUGAGGAUCAUAGAUGGACGUGAUGAAACGAUUUAUAAAUUCCCCAAUGGAGAUAUCAGCUCCUGGCCUUUACAGACGUCCUGGAUGGGUGAUGCGACCAAGUGUGACGCCUCCAUCAAUGUCAGCAACAUCAAGAUUCAAAACUCUGGGCGAUAUGGCUGUAAGGUCACGGUUUAUCCACAAAACAAGCACGACAUUGGGUAUCUACAGCUAAUUGUCAACAGUCCAUCAGAACUCGUGGUUGUGACCCCAGAUAAAAUGAACGCCAUGGCAGGCACUACAUUUAUCCUGCCCUGCUCCUACACCUGUACAAUCAGUGGCAUUACCCACAUGCUGGUGGAGUGGUUAAGCAUCAUAGACGGGCGUGAAGAGAGGUUUUAUCAAUACGCCGAUGGAGAGAGCAGACACUGGCCUUUACAGGCCACCUGGGUGGGUAAUGUGUCCAAGUGCGACGCCUCCAUCACCGUCAGUAAUUUGCGAACAAACGACUCUGGGCAAUAUCGCUGUGAGGUGACGGUGUAUCCCCAAAACAUGCAAGACAUUGGGUAUCUACAGCUGAAUGUCCACCCACGAACAGACCUGGCCGUUGUCACCCCAGUUGAGGUAAAGGCAAGAGUAGGCAGCACGGUUCUCCUGCCCUGCUCUUACACCUGCACCAUCAGUGACGUUUCAUGGACGCUGGUGGAGUGGUUCAGGACCAUAGGCGGACACAAUGAGAAGGUUUAUAAGAUCAAAUACAGCAAGAGAAGCCUCAGGCCAUUGCAGGUGACGUGGCUGGGUGAUGAGUCCACGUGUAACGCCUCCAUCACCAUCAGCGACAUCCAAACCCACGACGCCGGGCAAUAUCGCUGUGAGGUCACGGUUUCUCAAUACGACAAGCCAAGCAUGCAAGACAUCGGGUAUCUGCAGCUGAACGUUCACAAUGAACCAGAACCGACAGACGCAGCACCCACGCCAAGUCCAGCUUCAACUCCAGCUCCAUCAACUGUAGCUGGCAUCGUAAUUGGAGUCAUUGCUGCUCUGGGUGCUGUUGCUGCUCUUGCUGGAGUUGCUUUUUACUACAGGAAUUUGAUUCCUUCUACCGUGAUAUAAUACCGAUAUGUUAAUUAUACAAGAAUAGGUUUUUCCUUUUUUUUAUUUUCUACUUUAAAAAAGUGUUUUUUUUUAAUUAAUGUACAGCAAACUCUUCCCUCUCGCGGGUUCAGCUAUUGCAGUUUUGCAGUUUCGUGCCAAGGCUAUUGAGGUACAGAGUUCGCCGAUCGCGCCGCAGUGGCUGGACCAUUCGCGGUUGAUCACGAGAUUUCUGUACGCGUUGUGACUGCACUGCUCGCGAUGAUGCUGCUGCCGCGGAAAGACACACGCGGUGCCAUCUUAUCUCCGUCUUGUCUCCAUCUUAUCUCCAUCCUGUCUCGAGUAUCCCGUCUCUUCUCUCAAGUGUCCCAAUGUGGGUCCCGGGUCACGUGGUGUUUCCAGCCUCGAUUGAGGAGGCAGUGAGGUUCAGCCGCCCGCGAUUUUCUUUUCUAUCAUGCGUUAGGAGCAGUGAGCCAAACUCCAGUUUUACCAUUUGCCUUCGAGUUUGGGGAAGGCGGCAGAUUUUCCGAUUGCGGCUUUUUACCAGGAACAUAACCCCGGCGAUGGGCAAGGGUUUGUUGUCAACUAAAUGCUAAGUCGAUGCACCUGUAUUCUAUUUUUACAAGGCAUAAUGCACUUCAUAUACAGUUUUGUAUGCACAAAUUAAGAUAUAUUGAAUUUGAUUUGAAGAUGAUAUGUGUAGUGACAUAAGAAGGGAGGGGCUGCUGGGGGCUCUGGGACCCUGGGCGGGCCAGGCGCUUAAGCCUCUUGGUGCCAGGCGUGGGUUCCCAGGCGGGUCAGACGCUUAAGCCUCUUGGCGUCAGGCGUUGGGUUCCCGGGUGUCCCAGGCGCUUAAGCCUUGGCGCCGCCAAAGGUGGGGGGGCUGUGUGUGCUCUGUGGGAGAUCUGGGGGCGCACACGGCCCCACCCCUCGUUGGGGACUAGUUAUAAAAGGGGAGCUCCCUGGACGAUCAGGGCCAGUCGUAGCUCAAGACCCAAGACCCAAGACCAGCCAUCUGAGGACCCUGGGACGCUGUGAGAGCCAGUGGUGGGACUCUGGAACUCCCGACUCUACGACCUUGUGAGGGCGAGUUCCAGAGCGUAGCCAGAGUAGAGUAUCUAGGCUGUGUACCUAGGCUGUGGACCUGGGAGCUGUUACAGAGUAUCAGGACUGUCGGACUGUUGGAGUGUUGGAGUGUUGGAUUGUAAUAAAGAAGUUACCUCUACAAGUGUCUCCGGAACCCGUUACAUAUGUAUUACUCCCCGAAUUAUUGAUCUAUUCAAUUCAGAUGUACAAAUGUAUAUUAAAAAAUCGUAAUGAUUGAGUGCUACUCUGGAAAAAUUUUGAUAACCCACAUGCCUCCGUAGAUGUUUUUUUAGCAAAACCCAACAACGUAUAUUACAAAGCCAAUACAACGAUGCUGAGUUGUUUUGGGGUUAAUGGCAAUAAUUUUGACAUAGAACUCAGAAACCGACAUGGGUCAUUGUGAUGGCGACAAUGACAACUGACAGGAAAUGCAGGCAUUCCACUUAUAGCAACUCUGUUUACCAAGAAUGCAUCUCGAGCGCUAUACAAGGUAUGCCUGUAUACAGGAGUCCCUCGGUUAAGUGACAUCGGUUAACGUUUUUUUGGUUAACGUUUUACCUCCCACAGGACCCUAUGGUUUUGACUAACGUUGACAUUGUGAUUAACGGUACGUUUACGUUACGCACGCAGGCGCCAAUUUCGGCCAAUCCGAGCACUCAAAAGUUAAGAAGCUCAAAAACCAUCAUAGGACAUUUCACGUAGGAGCUCUCGGGCAAGGCCAUGCUGGUUGUCCCUGGAGGGUGAUGUUUAGAAUUUGAAGCUUUCGUGACUGUAGGAAUCCAUACUCUUUGGUUCUUUCGGUAAAGUAUUUACAGAAAAUAACCAAAGAGUAUGGUGAAGUUUGUCUUCAAGGAGGAUGAGGGCCUGGUUAAAGAUGAAAUCAGAAAAGUUCACCACGAAGUUGGGAUUUUCUCCUUGAGCUCUGUGGAGGAUGUCUUGACUCGUGCCUUUCCAGAGUCCCAUGGGGUUAGAUGGGCUGCAAACUUGUAGAAUGAUGUAGACGAGCAAUAUCAGAUGAGACGGGGACUGACUAACAGAAGCUUCUGUCAUAGCGUUAUCAAGAUGCUGACCAUCUUCAAGAAUUUCACGAAGAUUGCAAGCUUCCCUGUGUAUUUGACAGACAACUCCUUCCACUGUUCCUUGGUCUUGGAAAGGUCUUGGCUCUUUGAAAACAUGAAGAAGCAUUCGAAGAAAGUAGCGCUCCUGAUUGUUGGGAUGAACUGUGUAGACUCUUCCUAAGGCAUCCGAUUCACCUUCACCAGCAUGUCGUUUCCAUUUUUUGUGCAGUCAAGGUAGAGUAGGAGGGAACUUUAUCAUAGAGCAGGUUGGCAGCAAAUGGGUCACUUUGGCACAAAACGAAAAUUCCAUGAGGAUUGUCAAUAAAACCCGCCACCACCUGACACAGCCAACUAGUAAGGGUUGUCACGUAAACAGAACGUGCCAAUUCGUCACUUGUACAGCACACCGGUGUGUUGGAGAGCCAAGCCACAACAUUAACAAUCUGAGUACGACGUCUCGCCAGUAAUUACAACUUGCUUCAUCAGGCCACAGCCAGAUUUGUGGAGAAGUCUUAAACUGAUAAUUGUUUUUUUACUCUUCUAUCUGGCAACAAAACUGACACCUGUUUUACAAGGAGUCAUGUUUGCAUAGACCACAAUACCUGCAGUCAUAAUGCAAACAAAAAACAUAACUCUGAUAAUGUAUGCACUGUCCUUGAAGUUGAUUGGUCCACACCCGAGACAGCUUUCCUUAGAGCCUAGUCUCACAUGGGUUGGACCAGAUGACGCCAAAAGGCGCACAACUCAAAGACAAUGCACCAUCAGAGUAUGAGAGCUCGGGGUAAGCAUUUACACCACUGGAACCUCAUUUGCCAGUAAAAAAUAUGAAAAUUGGUUUUGUUGCCAGAUAGAAGGGUAGUGUCUAAUGACUCUACAGUAGUAUCUACUGACUCUACAGUAGUAUCUAUUGACUGUAGUAGUAUCUACUGACUCUACCGUAGUAUCUACUGACUCUACAGUAUUAUCUACCGACUGUAGUAGUGGCUACCGACUCUAGAGUAGUACCUGCAUAAAUUGGGGUGUGGGGGGAGAAGAGGACAUUAAAUUGUUCAGUAUUUACCUCAGUGUUGUGCUUAUAUUUUUUUUCGCCUGUUUAACGCGAGUCAGCGUUUCCAUGUGUAAUGCGAGCGGAAAUGUAGUUGUUUCUGUGCUCUGGUCCAAU